AUGGGCUUCUGUCUGUCCAAGUGCCUGCACAGCGACAUGGCGGCCGAGCUCGAAGCCGAACUGGACGAAUCCCGUCACAGCUACGUCCAGCACCAGGCCGUCGAGCAGUCGACGUUUGGCACGACGUCUCUCCUCGCGGCCGAUGAAGUCGUGUGUCUCGAGGUGAUUGGCGAAGGGCCGUCGAGUGUGAUCUACAAGGGCUCGUACCGCGGCAGUGUCGUGGCCGUCAAGAAGAUGAAAAUGGUGUCGCUGCCGCCUAAGUCGCUGGCGAGGGAGAACGUCGAGAUGGAGCUCGAAGUGGAAGCGACGCGGAUGGGCAGUCUGCGGCACCCGAACACUGUGCUGUUCAUGGGCGCGUGCCUGCAAGAAGACCACUUUUGUAUCGUGAGUGAGUACUGCACGCGGGGCUCGCUGUUUAAUGUGCUGCACGCUCCUAAGGCAUCGGCGUCAGGCAGGCGGCACAAGCGAAAAGACUCGGAGCUGACGUCGCGGGCCGUGUUGACCGCGAGUGCCUCGGGCAGUCUUGGAGGCACGCCGGCCAAGAAGGUGAAUCUCAAGUGGAGUCUGCGGAUACGGCUUGCACUAGGAGCAGCUCGAGGACUGCUGUAUCUGCACAGCGCAGACCCGCCGCUUGUCCAUGGACAGCUCAAGAGCACCAACAUUCUAGUGGACGACUCGUGGAACGCCAAGCUGGCGGACUUUGGCACGAGGCGCGUGGCCGAAGCCGUUGGCUUUGACCGGAGCAGGAUGGACAGCAUUGACGUGCGCUCGGCGUUAUUGCGGUGGACGGCACCAGAGCUCUUGAGACUGGGUGAGGAACGCGUCCUGAAGGGGGCGUUUCCGAGCGACUGCAGCAGUCCUCAGGCCGUGGACAUCUUUAGCUUCGGACUCAUCAUGUGGGAGCUCACGACAGGCGAGUUGCCAUACACAGACAUGCGCUCGAACGCUGAGAUCAGCGAGUACGUGCUGUCGGGCUGCCGACCAAUUAUGAAGCCCGGUCAGUGCAAUAUGAAAUGGGCGGAGCUCAUGGCUCGAUGCUGGUCGCACAACCCGUCCAGGCGACCGAGCGCAGCAGAGAUUGUUUCGUCGCUCGAGAGCAUCAGCAAGGCAGACGCAAUUGCCCAAUCGGCCAAGAAGGAGACGCGUGUGGUGAACAGCAACCGCGCCGACUACCGCUUUGCAGAUAAGCCACGCUCGCGAUCGCGAGAACCGUCUCGGACGAAGAACAACGUGCGCGUUGUUUCGUGA
Molecule: messenger RNA, 1248 nt
Organism: Hyaloperonospora brassicae
Lineage: Eukaryota; Oomycota; Peronosporomycetes; Peronosporales; Peronosporaceae
Source: the annotation of a GenBank genome assembly